AUGCCUUGCUCUAAGAAGCCUGAUUACUUACAGAGUUUGAGCCUUCUGCAGUGGCCCUUGAGCUACCUUGCCAUCUUUUGGAUCCUGCAGCCAUUGUUCUUUGGCCUGCUGUUCACACCCUUGUGGCUGCUGCCAACACUUUACUUUGUCUGGUUACUCCUGGACUGGAAGACUCCAAAUCAAGGUGGCAGGCGUUCAGCCUGGGUAAGAAACUGGUAUGUCUGGAGCCACAUCAGGGACUAUUUCCCUAUUACAAUCAGGAAGACAAAGGACCUGUCACCUUCACACAACUACAUCAUGGGGGUCCAUCCCCACGGUCUCCUGACCUUCGGCGCCUUCUGCAACUUCUGCACUGAGGCCACAGGCUUCUCGGAGACCUUCCCAGGCAUCACUCCUCACUUGGCCACGCUGUCCUGGUUCUUCAAGAUCCCCAUUAUUAGGGACUACCUCAUGGCCAAAGGAGUGUGUUCUGUGAGCCAGCCAGCCAUCGACUAUCUGCUGAGCCAUGGCACUGGAAACCUCGUGGGCAUCGUUGUGGGAGGAGUGGGAGAGGCCCUGCAGAGUGUGCCUAACACCACCACCCUCCUUCUCCAGAAGCGCAAAGGGUUUGUGCGCACAGCUCUCCAACAUGGAGCUCAUCUGGUCCCUACUUUCACGUUUGGAGAAACUGAGGUAUAUGACCAAGUGCUGUUUCAUAAGGAGAGCUGGAUGUACAAGUUCCAAAGCUUCUUCCGCCGGAUCUUUGGUUUCUAUUUCUGUGUCUUCUAUGGACAAGGCUUCAAUCAAGGUUCCUUGGGACUCCUACCAUACCACAAGCCCAUUGUCACUGUAGUUGGGGAGCCUUUGCCCCUGCCCCGUAUUGAAAACCCGAGUCCAGAGAUGGUGAACAAAUACCAUGAGCUCUACAUGGAUGCCCUACACAAGCUGUUUGACCAGCAUAAGGUCCAGCACGGCUGCUCCAACACCCAGAAGCUGCUUUUCUUGUGA
Molecule: messenger RNA, 987 nt
Organism: Arvicola amphibius (Eurasian water vole)
Lineage: Eukaryota; Metazoa; Chordata; Mammalia; Rodentia; Cricetidae
Gene: Awat1
Product: acyl-CoA wax alcohol acyltransferase 1
Exons: 7
Coding region: 1-987 (328 amino acids)
Biological process (GO): lipid metabolic process
Cellular component (GO): endoplasmic reticulum membrane
Molecular function (GO): long-chain-alcohol O-fatty-acyltransferase activity
Source: RefSeq, a predicted model, not a curated record